Caenorhabditis angaria is the source of this 2184-nucleotide messenger RNA. NCBI's taxonomy places the organism in Eukaryota, Metazoa, Nematoda, Chromadorea, Rhabditida, Rhabditidae. The record is from the annotation of a GenBank genome assembly.
AUGGCACUAUGUCUUCUACAAAUCAACCAAUGUGCCUAUUCAAAUUGCGGCCAAUAUUUCGCCAAUCAAUACGAACUCAUCGCCCAUGUCGAAUUUCAACACAUACCACUUCUCGAGGAGGAAAUGAAGAAAAAAGCAUUGGCUGCAAGUGCGAAUGGUGAUGAAAGAGCAAGCACAACUGCUCCACCAAAUGUCCCACUAAGUAUUAUAAGCAGGUUUGUCUUUUUCGAAUUGAAAUCUUGAAAAACAAAUGUGGUUUUGAUUUUCAGAGUAUUUCGCACUGCUUAUCGACCAAAUCCAAUCAAAUACGAAGGAAUCAAAGUCAGUUUUAAUCAUUAUAAAAAACGGGCAUUGCGAGAGCGAAUGGAGCAACAAAAACAACAAUUGCAACAAUUGAGAGCGCAAAUCAAUCCGGAUGAUGAUAAAAAAGUUGGAGAAAUUGAUUUUGAAGAAUGUCAGCCGAGGUAUGUUUCGAUUUUUAUGCUCAGAAGUUUGCUAAUAAUAUCUGGUGGGCUAAAAGUAUAGUUGGUUUAAAUGACAUUUUCAUGUUUUUUAAGCAAGUGAUUUGAAAUAUCGGGUUCUAAUGUUAUUCAUAUGAUAGAAUGGUCUAAGACGAGCAGAAUGAUAUAAAUUUUGAUGACUUUACGUUAUCCAUAAGUAAUUAAGCGACUUAUCGACUAAAUAUUGCCUAAACCUCGCUAAAUCACUUAUGGAUAACGUAAAGUCAUCAAAAUUUAUAUCAUUCUGUUCGUCUUAGACCAUUCUAUUAUAUGAAUAAUAUUAGAACCCAAUAGUUCAACUCACUUUUUAGUUGAUGUCCAACUAUAGCUCAAAGGCUCACCAAAGCCCGAAGUGCUCCCAAAAAUCUCCAUUUUUUCCAGCGACCCAGAAAUGCGUUUCCGUUGCGGAGCCACCGAAUGCACUAAACGCUACAAAAACAUCUACGCUUUAAAAGUGCACAUGAAAUCGGCUCAUCAAUUAAUUCUCGGUGAUUCUUAUGAACAUUCUUCGGCUCAGAAUCAAGGAUCUAAUCAUCAACAUCGCCAAGAGUCUCCAAUCCAUCCACCGCAAAACCAAAGUCCAGCAUAUUCUACAUCAAGUGGCGCAUUGGCUCCCGGAAGCCCGGCUCAAACUCUUCCAAGCCCCUCAAAACCCCACAAAUGCUCGUAUUGCUCAAAAAGAUAUAAAACUCCGGUUGGACUUACGAAUCAUUUGAUGCAAGCUCAUCAAAAAUCUACACCAGGUCCAGAUGCGCCAAGUCAAGAAGUUGUGAAUCAACUAAUCUCACAAGCUCGUGCACAAGGACAACAAGAAAGAAUGGCUCAACAAGCACAAUCCGCGCAGCCACAAAAUCAACAUUCUGCUCAAAAUGCUCCAGCACCUCCUCCACCAACCAGACAAUUAACAUUGCCCGUUUCGGUUAAUAUGAGCAAUACGAGUUUGCAAUCGCAAAAUUCGUCGGGAAUUUCGCAUGUUAGCAGAUCGUUUACAGUAACUACCACAAAUCAACCUUUGAGAUUAUCGCAAAAUUAUGGACCGGUAAGGGUUUUGGGGUAAAAAUUCAUAUGGAAAUGUUGGUUUUUGGGUAAAAAUUAGCUGAAAAUUGACCAGAAAUUCUGAAAAAAAAUUUUCCAGGCCACUCUAACUCCACACGGCGCCACAACAACCGGACAAAUGUUGAUGCAGCAGCAGAGAAGAGUAAGUUAGAGACGCAGACACACACACUCUCGCCGUCUCUAUCAUCAUUUUCAGAUUCAACAGCAGCAACAACAACAAGCUGCAGCGGCCGCUGCAAAUUCGCAGCAAUAUCAGUCGCCUCAGCACCACCAACAACAAUACACAAUGUCGCCGGUCAGAAUGCAUCCACAACAGCAUCAGGUUUGAAUUUUCCGCAUUUUCUAGGCCGUGGCCGAGGUUUCUAGGCCAUUUUUGAGGGUUUUUGAGUUGGGGACUAGUUUUUGAUGGAAUUGAUGUAUUUCUAGGCCGCGGACUAGUUCUCUGCGCAUCUAAAAAUUUUGGAUUCCUAGGCCAACCCCUCAAUUUUUCCAGAUGCAAACUCCGCCUCGCCCACAAAUCGCUGCAGGACCAGGACCACAACAACAUCAACCUACUGUAUCAUCACAACCUCAAUCUACAGUACAACAAUCUACAGUACACCAAAAUGUGCAAAAUGCGCCCCAAUGA